Molecule: messenger RNA, 2584 nt
Organism: Aaosphaeria arxii CBS 175.79
Lineage: Eukaryota; Fungi; Ascomycota; Dothideomycetes; Pleosporales
Exons: 2
Coding region: 47-2389 (780 amino acids)
Source: RefSeq, a predicted model, not a curated record
UCCAGUUCGAUAAAUUGUAAUUGUGUGGAAAUCACCAACACAAAUUAUGCCUCCCCCUCGGGCAUCCCUGGCGUCAAUUAUAUGCCCUUCCACACCAUUUCUGGCUCCACGACUGCUUCGUGCUCCUCCAGCUCGUGCCGCACCGGAGCUAUUAUGCUAUACUCAUACGAGAAUCCAGCAGCACAGCACAAAACCAAAGCGCAAUGAUCGCAAAAAGAAGGCCGAGAAACCCAGAGCGAAGCGUCCGGAGGAUUCUAUGCAUAGCACACAAAUGCAAAUGCUAGAUAAAUUCUCCAAGGCAUGUGAGAUGCGCGCACUCCCAGAGAUGAUGGCCUGGUAUCCAAGCAUCAAAGGAUCUUCAUUGCUUAGCAGACAAGACACACGACGCAUUGCACAAGCGAUCCAUACCUAUCUUCGAUCGAAUCCGUCUCGAAAGCCAGACAUAGACCCUUUCAUUGAGCGCGUUGUGCAGGACAUCUGCUCAGGAGGAUUGCCACCAAGCCCUCAAGCCAACGUUCAUAUACUUAGUUUGUUCAAGGAGAGCAAGGAGUACGAUCGAGGGAUCAAAUUUUGGCAAUGGCUUUCUGGGAAAGACGAUACUUUCGUCGACCCAGCCGUUUAUGGCGCCGCAAUUGAACUAUUGGCCUACCAAGGCAAUACUGAGCUUCCGGUGCUUGAGGAUCUAUACAUCCAGGCCUUGAAGCGCUUUCCUGGCACUUUUGCGGAGUAUCAUCUCUCGCCCGAUGCCAUUGUACCGGACCGAACCCAGCCCUUGUCAAUCAUGGGCAUUCCCAUGAGUCUUUUACAGGGUAUUAUGACUGCAAGGGUACUGGCCCACGACUGGAAAAACGCAUACCUGGCUUUUGAUACGGCACUACGUCUUCAUCCAGCGGAUCUUCCACAUAGAUUUUUCGAAAUAUUCAUGAUCGAACGGUCACUUACUGAAGCGUAUACAGUCUUUCUGAUGGGCUGUCGAGCGGGUGUGGUUUUUCAACCUGGUCAUCUGACCUCACUUCUGAAGAAACUGAGAAUAGCUGAAGAGAGGACGUAUUCUUUACAGGAUAGGAUCACGCUAGUUCGUGGCAUGUCGAAUGCGAUAUACGCCUACUUGGAGUGUGGAGGUACCUUAGAAGGACCGCAUAUUGGCUCUUUGUUGAAUGCCUUCGGUGCAUUGCUACCAUUGAAAGAGCCUGGAAACAACUUCGAAGGCGACGAAGCCAUAAUCCGCGACCAGAUAGCGGUGACAGCGCACCGGAUUGCGGCUAGCCUGUUCGAAGCCGCAAUGACCCCACACCCCCAGGUGUUCACCGCUCUGAUCAGUCUAGCUGGCAAACUCAGAGUGCCUGGGCUACUGACAGUGUCUUUGAAUGAUGUGCAGAGUGCGCAGAUCGACAUAUCUGACAUAGGCCGUAGGAUCGUGCUUCUGGCUGCAGGAGACCUACAAGACACAGAUCUCAUAAAGCAAUAUUGGACACAGAUUGCCUCGCAUGCGGAGCAGAAUGCGGGGCCAAUCACGCGUGUUGACUGGCUCACGCUUGCUAGAGUUUGUAAGCGUGCAGGCUGUGAAGAUUAUGCCAGAGAGCAAUUGAAGACUCUCAAGCACGCCAUUAGUACUGAGCACGAGCUGAGUGUCUUAGAGGAGCUGAAUUUAGAGCAAACCAGACGGGAGCGACCGCUCACGUUUGUAGAUCCCACAGCAUUCUCUCGCGAGCUAGACGAGAUAAUACGACAGACGAAGGAUAUCGCGACUAUAACAAUGUCAGGACAGCCCUUAGACAUCCACCAAUCGCCUUUUUCCAUGGUACUAGACCCAUCCAAGCCACCUCUCGCGACGUUGUCAGACUUGAAUGUCGUUUAUGACGAAUUGACUACGGAUCCUCACCAGCCUCCUCCCGAGGCCGAUGUCAAGACGGUAGCCCAAAGCCCUACAGGCAUCUCCUUGGGAGAUUUGCGCUUUCAGAAUUGGGUCUCAGUCCUAGAACUGAUGGCUGAGGCCGAGAGAGCCGAAGCGAUUAUGGAAAAACGAGUAACCUGGGCAAUGGCCAACAAUAGACCUUUAGAUACUUCCUUCAUCAACAGUUUCCGCAGCGAGGGAGCUCCAGCAGAGUCCCUGAAAGAUGAAUUGCGCUCUCUGUCGGAGCUUCGAUCCGAGAUUAAACGUCUUCGAGCGCCUACUGGACCCGUUGAAAAUGGCUCGAGCAGACAUGCAGUAGGCAAUUCAUCUUGGUCACAGCGUUCGAAGCGGUUCUACACGACUUUGGCCGGUAAUACGGCCAAUGGCUCCGCUACCAGGACGCGGUUGUCUAAUAUUGAACCGGAGUUGACGGCCAGACCUACAUUGCGAUACUAUGUCUCCCUCGAGUCGUCGCAUGUUGCCCCUCAGCCAUGAAAGGUUUUGUAUAGAGGGAUGCGGAAGAGUGAAAAUCAAAGAGCGACCACUGAAGAGGUGACGCCGCCCGAGCCUUUGUGAGAUCGCCUCGAUAUCAUUGCCAUGCAAAGUCGCAAUACAAGAGCAUUGUACUGGGGAAGAGCUUACAAACUACCACGUAUACUGUGAAAAUAGAACACCAAAUUUACUCUAUAC